AUGAAGAUAAUACUCAUAGUGUUCAUUUUAUCUUUUGCGAAUGGAAAAAUAUAUAUUCAUAAUACAGUAGAUGGUCCUUCAGUCGAAGUCUACGAUUGUAUUCUUCAUGGUGAUAUAUUUUAUUGUCGUCGUCCGACAGAACCGAUAAUUUUAAAUAGAGAUAAUAUUACAGAACAAUGUUAUCAUAAUGGAAUUCGUCAUUCGUUUGCUGAUCUUCUCAGAGAUAAUAUUAGUAUCAGUACUAUUUUACAUCAAUGGAAAUCAAGUAUUGAAAAAGUCGAACAAUAUUCACGUUACGAGAGAAAUUCAAAUGGACUUAAUGAUUCUCUAUGUGAAUGCGUAACUCCUCAAUCAUUCGGAAAAAAUUGUGAAUAUCUGUUACCAGCAGGAACAACAUUUGAAGAGACAUUUAUGUGGGAAAAUUCUCAGAAAAUAAACAAUCCGUGGUUGGUACAACUGCAUGGCGAUAUUAUUUGUUAUAAGACAUUGGAAUGUAAUUUUGGUCUUUUAUGUUUGGAUUGGCGUGAUAUAUGUGAUGAUCUUCAACAGUGUAUGUCAGGAAUAGAUGAAGAAAAUUGUGAUAAACUUGAAUUUAAUGAAUGUGAAAAUGAUGAAUAUCGUUGUAUGAAUGGCAUGUGUAUUCCUGAAGAUUAUUUUCUUGAUGGAAGCUUAGAUUGUUUAGAUUGGAGUGAUGAAAUUCAUUAUUAUGAUGAUCUCAACUGCCCGAGGGAACCAGUUAGUAUUCAAUGUGACGAUCGAAUCUGUCCACCAUAUCAGUAUUCAUGUGGUGAUGGACAAUGUAUUGCCGAUCGGUUUGGAUUUCAAAUUAUGUCACAAGUAAAUUUACAAUGUCGAAACCGACGCGAUCAAUAUUUUAUUUGUGAAACACAUUACAGAGACGUCAUGUGGACAUUACCCAAUGGACGAUGUUAUGACAAAUAUAAAUACAGUGAAUCAGAAAUGGCCAAUCUUACUGUUGCUGAAGAAUGCCAAUAUAUUCUUCGGUGUGAUUUAUCAGAAGCAGCCGAAGCACAUUGUCCUUGUAGAAAUAAUUCUGACUGCCAUAAACAAUUGAACUCUACUUGUCGUUCGAAUUAUAUUCAAUAUCCAACAGCAGGCAUUAUGGCACCAUAUGUCUUAUUUUUAUAUCAUGCUGUGCAUCAAUUAAGGUCAAAUUUUACUUUGAUUAAUGGAACAAUCAAAUGUAAUGGAGCAUUGAUUCAUAUUUCUAUUGAUAAAUUUCCAUUUAUCUCUCAACUUCACGAACUUGAAAAUACUUUAUGUCAAACGAUAAACAAUACGUCUGUACUCAAUAAUCACAACCAACAUGCAUCAACCUUUAGCAAUCGUUCAUAUAGGUCAAGUACAAUUUGUAAUAAAUCGAAAACACAUAUUUCUAUCUAUCGAAUUAAAGAUGGUUUUGCCAAUUGUGCAGAUCAAAUGGAUGAAACCGUUAAUCUUUCUAUUUCUACAAUAUGUUCAAAUAUGGAACGCUAUCGUUUUCACUGUUCCACUAAUGAACCAACUUGUUUAAGUGCUUUCGCAUUCGGAAACUAUGAAAAUAAUUGUCAGAACAAAUUUGAUGAACUUUGGUUUGGCACGAAUGCCAAAUUAGUUGAUAUUAAUUGUAAUAAACAACGUACGGAUCAAUGCGAUCUUCUUCGUCGAUACAUUAAAAAUUCUUGGGUAUCGAAUAGUAAGGGUGAAUUAAGCAGAAAACUUGAAAUACCAUUUCGUAGUUAUUGUGAUACAUUCUGGAAUUUAGCCGCGAAAGAAGAUGAAAAUAUAACAGAUUGUACGGAUUCGUGGAUUUGUCCAGAAGAACAAUGGCAAUGUGAUACUGGUCAAUGUAUUGAUAUAAGCUGGAUAUUAGAUGGAGAAUGGGACUGUGCUGAUGCAUCUGAUGAAUAUAAACUUUUCGAUCGAGUAAUUUCAGGACGCAACUUAAACUUGAUUGAAUCUGUUGAAUUGAUAAACAGAUCUACGAAAAUAGAACAUCAACGGUUAGCAUUCUCUACAAUUUGUAAUUUAACAAUAGAAUUUCCAUGUUUAAAUGUUAAUUUUUCUGGUUCAUUCCAUAAUUUAACACAUAUACAACUUUGUAAUAGUCAAGAUCGAAUUGGAGAUGGAAACAUCGACUGUUAUGGUGCAAUCGAUGAACGCAAUGUCAUAGAACAUUUGAGUGAACAAACAAUGCUUGGAUAUAAUUUUCAAUGUGAAUCAUAUAAACAGUACAUUCCAUAUCGGGAUCAUUGUCUUCAAACCCGAUGUAAUACAAGUUUUGAUGAUCAAUUCUGGUGUGAUCCUCGAGCAAAUGUGUUGAAUUGUGAUAGUUUUUCAGAUGCCGUAUGUUUCAAUGGUACUUGUGUAAGACGUGGUCGCUGUAAUAACGUUUUAGAUUGUCAUUUUGGUGAAGACGAAUAUAUGUGUGAGCAUCGUAGUACUACAAAUACGACCGAUACGUAUUAUCGCGCAUCUAAGGAGCUAACUACCAAGAACAUCAAACAUAAACUUCAAUUAAAUCACUUUCCGACUAACUCAAAUAUCACGACAAUAACUAAAAAUCAGAGUGAUGCUACACAAACAACAACAUCAACAGUAAUACUAUCGUCAAAUUUUACAUCAGAAUCAACUGCCUACUGGUGUAAUCGUGGUGUCGGUGUACAAAUGUGGAAUGGUUCAAUUAUUUGCUUUUGUCCACCACAAUAUUAUGGUGAUAAAUGUCAGUUUCAUAAUGAUCGAAUCAUUGUAACUAUCCAUCUUAAUCUUACUCAAUCGAGUUAUACAAUCCAUAGUAACAUAGCAAUCGUACUUAAAUUGGUAGUUUUAUUUCUAUUCGAGAACCAAGUCAUCACCAAUCAUAUUUUUCACGUACGGCCAGCAGUUGAAACGGUGACUUACAAAAAGAAAAGGAUUCAUUUUCCUUAUUCUCGUUCAUUUUCUUCUCUUGAUCGUAAAAAAACUCGAUACUUUAAUCAAUCAAAUAUUAUUAAUGAACAUCCCUAUUCAGUUCGUAUUGAAAUGUACAAAGGAGAAAAUUUUAAAGAACCUUUACUUACUGCAGUAUGGCAAUAUCCCAUUUAUUUUGAUUAUUUACCUGUAUUUUGUUUAGCUAAAGUUCUUCAUUUAAAUGAACAAAACAAAAACAGAAAUCCAUGUUUAAGUCAUCCAUGUAAUCAAAAUCAAUAUUGUCAACAACUUAUGAAUGAUGAAAACAAUUAUAUUUGUCUCUGCAAAAGUAAUUUUACAGGAGAAAAUUGUUCGAUUAAAGAUCAACAAUGUACCGAUGGUUAUUGUGGAUCUGGAUCUUUAUGCAAACCGAAUUAUCGUGGUUUAUUGAUGGGUAACGAACUGCCUUAUUGUAUUUGUUCAUUUAAUCGAUAUGGUGAACGAUGUGAUAUUAUACAUGAUAAAUGUUUACCCAAUCCUUGUGAACAUAAUGGUUCAUGUUUUUCAACCUCGCUACCAAACACUGUUUCAUGUGUAUGUACUGAAGAAUAUCAUGGUAAACAUUGCGAAUUGAAAAAAUCUGAAGUAAAAUUAUACAUUAAUGAAAGCAUUGAUCAUAUAGCAAGUGUUAUACAAUAUUUUGAUAUUGAUUUUACUUCGUUAGAUCUUAAUCUUGUUUAUCAACAAGUUAAUCGAACUCUUCCCACGUUAAUAGAAUAUCGGCAUGAUCAUACUACAGCACCGGAAAUUAUUUUAGUCAAACUUUUUACUUCUAAUAUUGUUACUUCUAAUAUUGAAGAUUCUAUUCAACUCUAUUUGAUCUCUCUUCAUAUUGAUGUUACAUCAAUUUAUGCAACAACUCAAAUUAAUCAAAAAAAUCGAUGCUAUCAUAUUCAUUCAUUAAUAUCAAAUAAUAUGACACAAAUUAUUUCAAAUCCUUCUCCUAUUAAAUAUCAUACUUUUUGUCAAAAUAUUUCAAAUCUCUUUUGUUUUCGAGAUAAUUCAUAUUUAUGUAUCUGUAGUGAUAAUCAAUCUCGAGUAGAAUGCUUUCGUUACAAUUAUUAUCUCGACAAAUGUUCUUAUUGUAUCAAUGGUGGUAUUUGUGUAAAAGGUAAUCGAUUACAUUUACAAGAUUACAUUUGUUUAUGUCCGCCAUGUCAUUCAGGAAUUAAAUGUCAAUUUAAUUCUAAUUCAUUUGGUUUUACACUUGAUCAACUCUUUUAUACUGAUCUUGUUUCAAAAAAUUAUAAAAUAAUAUUUCGAUUAUUAAUUAUCGUACCUCUUCUUUUAUUUUUAUUAGCUCUACCAAAUAAUUGCUUUUCUAUUAUGACUUUUCGUCGACAAAAUUGUCUUAAUAAUAGUAUUGGUCAAUAUUUACUUGUUUUGAAUAUUAUUAAUCAAUUUAAUCUGGGAAUUUUAGCUGCACGUUUAAUUCAUUUAGCAAUUAAUAUCACUGAUAUGAAUUCUUAUCCUUUAGUCAAUAAUUAUCUUUGUAAAAUAUUGAAUUAUCUUCUUACUUCAUCUAAUCGAAUGGUAUAUUGGCUUUCAUCAUUAAUAGCAAUUGAACGUGUUUAUAUGACUAUUUUUCUUAAUGGACGUUGGUUAGGAAAACCACAUAUUGCACGUCGUUUAAUUAUUCUAACUUUUAUUGGUAUUUUAAUCAGUGAUAUACAUGAACUUGUAUUUAUUGUAUCAUUAUAUGGCAUCAACAAAGAUUAUGGUGGUAUGUGUGUAAUUGACUUUCCGAGCAAUCAUCGAUCUAUAUGGUUAAAAUUUCAUCUUAUUAUUUCAAUUAUAAAUUCAAUUUUACCAUUGUUAAUUAAUAUUGGUUGCAUGAUUACGAUUAGUUAUGUAGUAACACAAAAGAAAAUGAAGACACGCCAGAUGAUCAUCUAUUCAAAAACGAUACUCAAACAAAACGAGCCAUUAAAAAAAGAAUCGAUUGUCGUUAAAUUUCGAACACGUUUUCAUCUAAUGUUAAAUGUAUUGAGUGAUAAUAAAGAAUUAAUAAUAGGACCAGGUAUUACUCUUGUUCCACAAUUAUUUUCGUUACCACUUUUUAUUAUAUCAUUUACAUUGUAUUGUCAAAAUUUGGAAAGUACUUGGAUGCGAUAUCUUUUGAUUGCGUCAUAUUUUACUUCAUUUAUUCCUCAACUAACUAGUUUUAUGCUUUACAUUUAUCCUUCAUCAUCCUAUUCAAAAGAAUGGCAUGCUACGAAAAUUAGUCAAUGGAUAUCUAGUUUUUUUCAACAAACUCGGCCAAUUCCAGCCAUAACAAUCGGACCAGCUACUAUGGAUUAG
This is a messenger RNA of Adineta steineri, 5250 nucleotides long. NCBI's taxonomy places the organism in Eukaryota, Metazoa, Rotifera, Eurotatoria, Adinetida, Adinetidae. The record is from the annotation of a GenBank genome assembly.